AUGUUAUUCUUUAGUUUCUUCAAGACGCUCAUUGACCACGAGGUGACGGUCGAGCUCAAGAACGAUAUCCAGAUCCGAGGCACGCUGAAGAGCGUCGAUCAGUACCUCAAUAUUAAGUUGGAUGAUAUACAAGUUGUCGAGGAGAUCAAGUAUCCGCAUCUGAGCUCUGUUAAAAAUGUCUUCAUCCGAGGCUCAGUCGUUCGCUACGUCCAUCUCCCCGCCGCAGCCGUAGACGUGCCGCUUUUGGAGGACGCAACGAGAAGAGAAGCCGCGCAGCAAGCCGGUAAGGGGAAAUGA
Messenger RNA from Daldinia childiae, 297 nucleotides. Its product is annotated as U6 snRNA-associated Sm-like protein LSm2. NCBI's taxonomy places the organism in Eukaryota, Fungi, Ascomycota, Sordariomycetes, Xylariales, Hypoxylaceae. Gene Ontology annotation, molecular function: RNA binding. Bases 1 to 297 code for a protein of 98 amino acids. The record is from RefSeq and is a predicted model, not a curated record. Gene Ontology annotation, cellular component: precatalytic spliceosome; Lsm1-7-Pat1 complex; U6 snRNP. The transcript is spliced from 4 exons. Gene Ontology annotation, biological process: mRNA splicing, via spliceosome.